AUGAGCGAUCCGAUGGCCACGCCGGGGUUCCGGUUCUACCCGACGGAGGAGGAGCUGCUCGGCUUCUACCUCCGCCACCGCCUCGCCGGCACCAGGGAGCGCGACGUCGCCCGCGUCAUCCCCGUCGUCGACGUCUACAGCUACCAUCCUUCCCAGCUCCGCUCCAUGGCGGGGGAAGCGAGCGUGAGGGACAAGGAGCAGUGGUUCUUCUUCUGCCCGCGGGCGGAGAGGGAGCUGCACGGCGGCAGGCCGGCGAGGACCACGCCGUCGGGGUACUGGAAGGCCACGGGGUCGCCGUCGUGGGUCUUCUCGGCCUCCACCACCAGGGUCAUCGGGGUCAAGCGGACCAUGGUCUUCUACCAGGGCCGCGCCCCCACGGGGACCAAGACCCGCUGGAAGAUGAACGAGUACAAGGCCGUCGCUGCCGCCGCCGCCGACGACCCACACACCGCCGCCGCCGCCGGAGCCGUGCUGCUUCCACCCAUGGCGCCGCCUUCGCCGCCUCCUCCCAAUGCCUCCUCCGCGUGCGUGCCGCUGAUAAGGAACGAGCUGAGCGUGUGCCGGGUGUACAUCAGCACCGGCACGCUCAGAUCCUUCGACCGCCGCCCCCUCGACACGCCGCCGACCGGCCGCCGUGAUCACCAUCAAGCGCUCCAGGCAGUCCGGCAGCAACAACGUCGUCAUGCUGAUGACGCCCUCCCGUCGACGGUGGCGGUGGCGGCGGCGGCGGUGGCAAACGCCAACCUCGCCGACGUCGUGGUCGCCGGCGUGGAGGCCGAGUAUUCGCACUCACACGACAGCUCUGCCUCGUCCAAAGAUGCCGCCGCCAUCGACUGGAGCUCGCUGAUUACUGGCACCAUGACCGGUGAUUUCAGCUUCAACGACAUCGAUUUCAGUUCUGGUGGUAUUGAGCCAUGGCCGCAAGUUUGAUUUGUCAGUACUCCAUUCAGCAGUAUAAGAGCAAAGUUACAUAGUAUAGCCAACUAACAACUUUAAUUCAUAUAUAGUCAAUCUAAUAGUCAAUUCAUAUAUAUUAAC
Oryza brachyantha (malo sina) is the source of this 1038-nucleotide messenger RNA. RefSeq names its product NAC domain-containing protein 90-like. The record is from RefSeq and is a predicted model, not a curated record. Gene Ontology annotation, biological process: regulation of DNA-templated transcription. Bases 1 to 930 code for a protein of 309 amino acids. Lineage: Eukaryota; Viridiplantae; Streptophyta; Magnoliopsida; Poales; Poaceae. The transcript has 2 exons. Gene Ontology annotation, molecular function: DNA binding.